This is a messenger RNA of Neurospora tetraspora, 851 nucleotides long. RefSeq lists its product as uncharacterized. Lineage: Eukaryota; Fungi; Ascomycota; Sordariomycetes; Sordariales; Sordariaceae. The transcript has a single exon. The record is from RefSeq and is a predicted model, not a curated record. The coding region runs from base 19 to 642 and encodes 207 amino acids.
GGCUACAUCCCGCAUUACAUGAAACCUUCCAACUCCAAGAUGCCUACUUCAAGUUCCGACGAAACUUCCAGUGCAAACACAUUCAACUCGUUCGUCGAUAACACCACUUCUGGGAUCAUGACGAACAUAUCACUGACUCCUCGAGCUUCGCUCGAAUCGACCUCGGCCAUCACUCCUCCAUCCCAACAGCAUUCCAAUCAUCAUCAUGGUCCCCAUUCACCACCACACUCCCCGCCCCGGUCCCCUCCUGAUCAUGAACACAAACCGUCUUCCGACGACCAACAAGCCCACCAAGAAGACCAGCAAAAGGUCCAAGACCAAAUCACAGAACCAGGACAAGACCCAGAACAACAAGAACAAUCACAACCCCAGCAACAACAACCCCAUAAACAACACCAGCCCUCGCCAUCAACGUCAGAACCAUCACCAACCGACCCCAAACCCUCAACGGAAGCCAACAACAACAACAAAGGCAAAACCGCCCUAAACGAGUUCAUCACCCGUUCCCGCUCCUCGACCCUCUACACGCCCUCGGACAACGAGCGGGAUGAGCAGAUCCGCAUCGCCAUUCUGAUGCGGUGUCUGGACAUGGAGGAGCGGUUUCAGGUUCAGGCUGCGAAGUAUUGGGGUUGUUUGCAGUGAAAGGACGAGGUUACCUUACCGGAGGGGGAAAGGGGAGAGGGAUGUGGACUGGAUGUCGGUGGAUGUUGGUGGAUAUGAAGUAACAAGCAAAGACCGCAUUCUUGGGGCUUCUGUUAGCAGUUCAGAGGGUGACGAAUGGUAGGUAGUUCAUGUUUGAAGCGAAAGAAAAUAGUUUGGACAGUCUCGCUAUUUGUUUUGCGUUGUUGUCA